AAUAUGAUAGAAAAAAAACAAAUGAAAAUAUUGAUUUACGCGCUACAUACUAUCUAUGUAUUUGGAGAAAAUAAUUUAAUCAAUACUGAACGAAAUGAAAUUAUGAACACUUCAAAUGAAAUUUUAGCGUAUGAUUAUGCUAAAUAUGCAGUAUCUUCGAAAAUAAACAAUUCGUUUCUGAAAUCAUUUAGGAAGAUCGAUGAAUUUAGAAAUGAAAUGAUAGAAUAUAAUCAAAAUCAGCUCCUGUUGGAUGAUUACCUGAAAAGCAACAAUACUAACAUAUUGAUUCUUGAUACAACCAUUAACGAUAUCGUUCAAAAAUUCGAACACAUUUUUAAUACAUCUGACGAAUUGACUAACCAAAUUUUAUUGAAAAAUGAUUCAUUAACGUGUUACGAGAUAGAUCGAAGAAAUGUACGAAAUUUAACAGUUGAGUUGGCCGGUACUGAGUGGAUAUUUCUUUCUUGGCAACCUCCUUGUGAAAAUGCAACAAGUGUACUAUUUAUAUAUACAAUCGAUAUUUGUUUAGAGCAACAAUGUUCUCCAAAGAAUAUAACCAUACAAAACGACACACAAUAUAAUGUCACUGGUCUAGAUCCAUGCAAAGAAUAUAAAUUUAUCGUAAAGAUUAUUGACAAUGAGUUCGAAUCAGAUGGAGUUUCUGUAAUAGGAACGACAAUUUAUAAUAUUACCGAAAUUAAAGAUAUUCGAGAAUUAGUCGCUCAUACUACUAUUAAUACAAUUACAUUAAAUUGGAAACCACCAGAAAAUUAUUCCACGUGUAUAACUAAUUAUUUAAUUACACAAUGUUUCAAAGAUACUUGUAAUAAUGUAAGAGUUACACAUGAAGAAUAUGUUUCAAAAGAUUUGGAACCAUGUGAGAAAUAUUUUUUUAUAAUUAAAGUGGCUUCAUAUUUAAUACAAUCUAAUGGUUUCAAUAUAACAUUGAAAACAAAUUCACCAAAAUCUAGUAAACCUCUAUAUCCAACUGUAGAAGCCAGUGCAUUUUCUUUAUUCAUUCAUUGGCAACCUCCAGAAGUUGGUGCAAGGUGUAUUAAGUUUUAUCGUAUUACAAUUGAUCCACAAUCCACGACAAAAGAAAUAACUGGAACAAAUGUAACAAUAAAUGAUUUGAAUGCAUGCACUCCAUAUUUUGUUUAUAUUAAUGCAGUGGAUGAAGAUAAUAAUGAUGGAGAAAUGGUCACAAUGGAAACAAGAACAGCACCAACUGUAUCAAGACCACCAAUAUUAAAUACUAAAGAACCAAUUGUUACUAUAAAUGAUAUAAUGCUUUCAUGGAAAAUUGAAAAAGGUAACAAUAACUGUAUUUUAAAAUCCUUAAAAGCUAUAUGCAAUUCCACUGCAACUAGUGGACAUGGUUAUGAAAUUAAAAAUGGAAAAGCUGAAGUAGUAAUUGAUUCACGUAUACAAGAUGAAUAUCUUAUUAUAAAUUCAGUGAUUAAAAAUAUCAGUCCAUUUACUACAUAUAUCUGUUGGGCAUAUGUUGUUAAUGAAGCAGGGAAUAGUGAAUUAAGUAAUUUAAUAAGUGUAACAACAUUGGAAGAUAUACCAUCUGCACCUCCAUUCAGUGUUAUAAACAUAACAUAUUCCCAAUUUAUAUUUGUAUGGGAAUUACCAAUGUAUCUAGCUGGAAAUGUACAUGAAUUUAAAAUUGUAUUUGAAGGUGAAAUAUGUUUUCCUGUACCUGAUUGGUGUAAACAAAUAGCUUUAAAAACCAUUAAAUGUAUAAAUGGAUCUACAUUUACUUUUGAAUAUUUAGAAGCAAAAGCAUAUACAAAUUAUAAAGCAAAAAUUAAAGCAAGAACUACUGCAGGUUGGGGAAAUUAUAGCAAUGAUUUAAUAUUUCAAACUCCAGUUGGAGUUCCAGGAAUAGUAUCCAAUUUUUCGUAUUUAAUCGCAAAUAAUAAAAAUAAUACAAAUAUUCUGGAUACUAUCUUAACAUGGGGUAUUCCAUGCUCUUUAAAUGGAAUAUUAGAAUAUUUUAAUGUGUUAGUAAAUGGAACUAGAACUAAUUAUUCUCCACAUGCUUUUACGAUUAAAAAGUAUAUUUCAGAUAAUGUUAUUAGAAAUAAUAUAGUGUCAAUAAAUUUAAAAGAAUUGAAAGCAGAAUAUAAUUAUACCUUUAAAGUGUCAGCAAAAGUUCAGGGAGUUGAUGAAUUUGGAAUACCAGCAUGUCAACAUGUUUUAUAUCCUGCUGGUAUUCCGUUUCAACCUGACAAAGAUUAUAUAAAAUUUAUAACUAUAGAUCCAGCUAAUGCACGAAGAUCUACUACAUCAGCUACGCUUUUACUUCCUUUAUUUCCUAAUGUAAAUGGUGAUAUUGUUUAUUAUUCUAUUAUAGUAUCAAGAACCGAAUAUAAUAUACCAUCAAGUAUCAGAUUUGAUAUAAUGAAUCAUACAUGGCCAAACAUAUCUUCCUGGGAAGAAGCUAUGGUACAAGAUUUUAUAAUACCUUAUCAAGCAACUAGACUAUGGUGGGAUCCUUAUCCUAAUUAUGUUGCUGAUUAUGGUGAUGUCAAAGCUGUAAAAUAUACACUUGGUGAAGACACAAAUUGUAAAGAAAUUUCAUCUAAUACUAAUAAAAGAAUUUAUUGUAAUGGACCUCUUAAACCAAAUACAUGGUAUCACGUUAGAAUGCGGGCAUUUACACGUGGUGGAUAUUCCGAUUCUACAGCAUUCCUAAUAAAAACUAAUUCUGAAAUAAACAUCGCACUUGCUAGUGGCGUUGUUUUUGGUAUUUUAUUUAUGGGAAUUUUAACAACAAUGAUGUUGUUAAUUCGCAAAUGUUCGCUUUACGUAAUAUUACGACGAUUUCUACAUUCUGACAUGUCUGGCUCACCAGUCCCUGCAUCUUUCUCAAAAAAGAAAUUUAUAGCACAUUGUCAACAACUCAUUGAUAAUCCUGGAAAAUUAAGUAAUGAAUUUCAGCUACUUCAAACGCUCAGUGUUGAUUUACAAAUGCCAACCAAUACUGCUUGCUUACAAGCUAAUAAGAAGAAAAACAGAUAUUCUGACAUUUUACCAUAUGAUUUCUCAAGAGUUAAACUGGAAGUAAUUGAUAAUGAUCCUAAUACUGACUAUAUCAAUGCCUCUUUUAUUAAAGGCUACAGUGGUGAAGAUGAAUACAUAGCUUGUCAAGGUCCAAAAGAAGAAACUACAUUUGAUUUUUGGAGAAUGAUAGAACAAUAUAAUAUCAAUUUAAUAGUUAUGUUGACUGAGUUAGUUGAAAAAGGCAAAGAGAAAUGUCAUCAGUAUUUUCCAACAAUUAGAGAAACUUUUAAAUAUGAAAAUAUGACUAUAAAAUGUAUAAGUGAAUUAGACUUUAGGUCUUACACACAAAGAACAUUAAUAUUACAAAAGGAAAGCAAUAAAAGAAAUAUAAUACAUUUACAUUUUAAAGAAUGGCCAGAUCAUGAUGUUCCAGAAGAUUUUGAUCCAAUGAUUCACUUUUGUCAAAUUGUACGUCGUAAUGCUACUGCCAAUAAAGGAUAUAUUAUAAUACAUUGCAGUGCAGGAAUUGGUAGAACUGGCACUUUAAUAGCAAUAGAUAUAAUUUUACAACAUCUUCGUGAUAAUAGAAAAUUAGAUGUAUUUGGAACAGUGUAUAGAUUACGACAUCAUAGAAUAAAUAUGGUACAAAAAGAAAGUCAAUAUGCUUAUAUAUACAAUUGUAUAAAACAGGUAUUAAAAAAUCCCUAUUGCUUAAAAAGCUAUAAACCACCACCUAUGGAUCCAAUGUAUGAAAAUACUUCAAAGAGAAUAAAAAUAGUACCAACUUCAAAUAUAGAUCUUUGA
Messenger RNA from Eufriesea mexicana, 3816 nucleotides. RefSeq names its product Protein tyrosine phosphatase 52F. Gene Ontology annotation, molecular function: protein binding; protein tyrosine phosphatase activity. Gene Ontology annotation, biological process: protein dephosphorylation. Bases 4 to 3816 code for a protein of 1270 amino acids. Lineage: Eukaryota; Metazoa; Arthropoda; Insecta; Hymenoptera; Apidae. The transcript is spliced from 18 exons. The record is from RefSeq and is a predicted model, not a curated record.